AUGAGCUCGGAGCCGAAUGCUUUCAAACGUUCUUCAUACAUUACUGACUUAGUUCAAAUCAUAUGCGCUCAACUUCCAGAAUCUAAAAGGCAAAACUUGGAAGAAUAUGCCUUCGGAAUCGCUGCUCGGAUGGCAUACAGUAAUACCAGCUCAACGGAUAGUUUCGUUCUUAUGGAAAAUGUGAAGUUAGCUCUAGCAUCUGAGGGCAAAAUAAGGGAAUCGGUUCUGGUAUCAGAGUUGUUUACCCGUCUAAAUGGGCUAUCAUCAAGGUUGCCAUGUUCUCCGAGCGUCUUGCUAGAGUUUCUAUGCAAGCUCGGAUCCAAGACAUCAGCAGUGAAGUUCAAGACUAUUAGCCCUGUGAAUAGUGAGGCCUCUGAAGCCUUAGGUACUGCUAGAAGAUCUAAUAGUACAAAUAGCUUCAAGAUAUUAGCACCUGCCAUACCUCACAGCUCUUCGACAUCGAACAUGGCUGUGGUACAGAGGCCUAACAACCUUCAGUUGAAGCAAACACCUGGCUUAAAUGAUGAAAGAUCAACAACAGUUCGCGAAAUUCUCUACGCGUUGCAAGGAAUUCCGGGAAAUUCGGUUGACUACGUUCUAUACCAAGACCGCUUCUUGCUAAGCCGUCAUUGUAAAGUAAGCGAAAGUUUUGCUACUCACGCUAACAAGAUUUGCAGCAUGGGUUGGUUGUAUAUCAAGAUUCGAAAAUUUAUCGACUCGAAAUCUGCAGACAAAACUUACGGUUUGAUUGGUCAAAGCUUGUGUAGUGCCUUACAAGGCGAACUAAGUGAAUUUGAUCGGCUUAUUGCGGCGAUUGAAUCACAAGUUGUUCAAGAUCGUGAUGUCAGUGUUAAUACUGGUGAAUCAGUUACUCUAUGUCAGCUAGAUGUUUGGCUGUAUGACGCAUAUCAUAGAUUCAAAAUGAUUCUAUCUCUUGUGGAAAACUGUCGUAAUAAAAAAGGCGGGGCGUUAUUGACAUGCGUUCACUCGUUUACACAACAUGGGGACCCGGAAGUUAAGUCAACCAUGAAAAGAAUUCUGAAGUUGAUGUUACAUCCCUUGCUUAGUAUGAUUCUAUCUUGGCUGACUUUUGGCGAACUAGUCGACGAUUACAGCGAAUUUUUCAUAUCCGCUAAGCCUGAAGUAAAACCUGAAAAACUCUGGCAUGAGAAAUACUGGGUUAAUCUUCAGAUGCUGCCAGUGUUUAUUCCUGAACCCCUGGCCAACAAAAUGCUAUUAGUUGGAAAAUCGAUCAAUUUCAUAUCUCAAGUCUGCAAGGAAAGAUAUCUUGAAGAAAAAGAAACCGAUUUGACCGAUAGUUCAAAACGCAUGGAAUCUAAUAUGAGAGAUCUCGAAGAGAACUUUGAGGGCAAUUUGACUAAGUUAGUAACAGAGCGACAGACUAGUAUAAAUGGCCAAGUUUUGCAGCUGUUAAUGCACAAGUACAAAUUUGUACAUCACUUAAAAGCUUUCAGAAGAUACUUGCUAUUCGGUCAAGGGGACUUUAUCCGACAUCUAAUGGACAUCUUAGGCGUUGAGUUAGACAAACCAGCCACUGAAUUGUUCAAACACAGCCUGACAAGCUCGCUAGAAACAGCAAUAAGAGCAACCAAUGCUCAGUUCGAUGAUGCUGAAAUUCUAGAGCGUCUGGACGUUAGGCUGCUUGAAUGGUCGCCGGGGGACAAAGGAUGGGAUGUGUUUAGCUUACACUACCAUGUCUCAGGAGGCGGACCUCUUUCUACCGUUUUCACUAAUCAAUGCGUUUUGUUGUACUUGAGAAUUUUCAAUUUUCUCUGGCGCUCUAAGCGCAUCGAAUUCGUUCUUAGUCAAAUGUGGAUUGAACAAAUUUCAUACGUCAGACUUUUAAGAGAUCUAGGCCGCCCGGUUCAAGCAGUGCUUCAUAAGUGUAAAAUGCUUCACGGAAACAUGAUGAAUUUUGUCUUGCAGAUGCAGUAUUACCUUAUGUUUGAAGUUCUAGAAUGUUCCUGGGCCCAGUUGCUCGAAAACGUGAACAAAUCCCCAAAUUUGGAUCACAUCAUUGCGGCGCACCAGACAUUUUUGGAUACUAUCAUUUCGGGUGCCUUAUUAGAACAGGACUUACAUUUUAUCCUUAGUCAAAUUAGAGCGAUUUUCGAUAUCAUAGUUCAGUAUCAGCAAAUGCAGAGUCGCUUCUUCGACGCGGCAUUAACUGUAGCAUCUUUGGCUGAAACGAAAGAGUCCGCCGGUUCUAAAAUGAAAAGUUUCAAUAAAGAAACCUUGCCGAAGCUAAGAGCAGAGUUGAAAAUAGUAUCAACUUCGUUUAAGGACGCAGUUACUAACUUGUUACUUAGCUUAUUAUCGCAGCCAAAUGAGUUAUUGCAAAGUUUGGCCUAUAGAUUAGAUUUCAAUGAUUUCUACAAAAACAAGGACGCACGGCUAAAACAGUCUUACAAACAUAUGCGAAUAGCUGGCCGAUGA
Molecule: messenger RNA, 2457 nt
Organism: Symsagittifera roscoffensis
Lineage: Eukaryota; Metazoa; Xenacoelomorpha; Acoela; Convolutidae
Product: gamma-tubulin complex component 3-like
Exons: 1
Coding region: 1-2457 (818 amino acids)
Biological process (GO): cytoplasmic microtubule organization; mitotic cell cycle; meiotic cell cycle
Cellular component (GO): spindle pole; centrosome; gamma-tubulin complex
Molecular function (GO): gamma-tubulin binding; microtubule minus-end binding
Source: RefSeq, a predicted model, not a curated record